GUGGAACUAAGAAAUUUACAAAAGGAUACAUGGUACCAUUAGAUGGAAUUAAUGAAUCUCAAAUCCAAAAGUCGAUUAAAAAAAUUAGCACUUUAAAAGAAAUGUAUCCAAACCUAAUCAAAUACGAAAGAAUAAAAUAUCAAAUUGAUGAAGAUGUUAAUGAUCGAUUAAAAGAAAAAACCGAAACCGACGUGAUUAGAUUGAUUAAGAUUAAAUCUUACCAUGAAGAAGAGAAUAGGAUAAGGAAGUGUAGUAAAUGUGGACGUCGAUCGAUUGAGAAUUUAAGGUUUUUUAAAAAAUCAUUGAUAGAUGAUCAAGAAGAUGAAGAUCCAGAUCAAAAACAAAGGUUAAGUCGGUUUAAUCGACUUGAUAGGGUUUAUAAAACAUUUGAUCAACGAUUGGUUUGUGAUUUUGGACUUGAUUUUCUUUUGAGUUUGAUUGAGUUUCAUAAAGUUUGUAUUUGUGAUGGGUUUUGGAUUACUGAUUUUUGAAAAUCAAAUAAAGAAAAUGAUAUAAUUAGAUUUGAUUUGAUAGAUUUGAUUUUGGAAACCACUUAAAUUAAGUUGAUUUUUUUUGUAA
Melampsora larici-populina 98AG31 is the source of this 579-nucleotide messenger RNA. RefSeq lists its product as uncharacterized. The transcript has a single exon. Lineage: Eukaryota; Fungi; Basidiomycota; Pucciniomycetes; Pucciniales; Melampsoraceae. The coding region runs from base 30 to 491 and encodes 153 amino acids. The record is from RefSeq and is a predicted model, not a curated record.